Trichomonas vaginalis G3 is the source of this 525-nucleotide messenger RNA. Its product is annotated as protein serine/threonine kinase protein. Bases 1 to 525 code for a protein of 174 amino acids. Gene Ontology annotation, biological process: protein phosphorylation; mitotic cell cycle; regulation of cytokinesis. The transcript has a single exon. Lineage: Eukaryota; Parabasalia; Trichomonadida; Trichomonadidae. Gene Ontology annotation, cellular component: centrosome; nucleus; cytoplasm. The record is from RefSeq and is a predicted model, not a curated record. Gene Ontology annotation, molecular function: protein kinase activity; ATP binding.
AUGGACAUAAUUAAACACGGUUGCCUUUCUGAAACGCUAGUUAAGAGCUUAUUACCAAAUGUUCUUGUCGGAUUAAAAGAUCUACACUCGAAUCACAUCGUCCACAAUGAUGUCAAGCCAGAAAACAUAGUCCUCUGCCUUGAUGGUAAGAUGAAAAUUAUAGAUUUCGAUUUAGCGACAAUCCAUGAUAAAGAAAAAUGUAAUUAUGAACACGGAGUUUUCGGAACAUGGCCAUAUAUGUCACCAGAAGUUGUUGACGGAGGCGACCACACAGAAAAGGUCGACGUUUGGUCCAUGGGAGUUGUCAUGUAUGUUGCUUUGACAGGUGUUUUACCAUUUAAAGCACCGAACCAAACAACCUACUUAGAUAAUGUCAAGCAGCAACCAUUUAAUAAGAUAUUACUUGAGAAAGUUCAUUGUUCUCGUCAAUUAAUUGAUCUAAUUUCAACAAUGCUCACAAAGGAUCCUGCAAAACGCCCUACGAUUAGCCAGUGCUUGAAGCAUGAAUGGUUCAAUUCGUAUUAA